CACAUCUCAAACACGUCCAGGUUCAGCGCUCUGUUGGUCAAGGUAUCCAGCAAUGUCCAGCAUGGUGAACGAGGAAGUCGAGGCAGUGACUGCAGCGAAGGACAUGGCCAAGGCGGCCAGGAAAGCAGAAGAGGUGCUGCAAGCCCUGAAGAUGUGGGAGGGCUGGGGCAGAUACCACAGUGCUAUCGCCUUGGGACCUGAUCAGGAGAUUGUUCUUCCAGUGCAAGAGGAGCCCGACCCGGAUACCGUCGGUUUUGCAUAUCCUUUGCCACCUCUGGAGUUUAGCCUGCGAAACAGCCGAAAGUUUCCACCCCCGACUGAAGAGGCAGCCCUACGUGAGAUGUUCAAACUCUUGCACUACGUCUGCAAAGAGGGGCUAUGUACCAAAAACUAUGUCUUGAGCGUGAUUUACAACUGGAUCAACAGCAAUCGUCGAGACAGUCCCAUUUGGCAGCGCGGCUUUUUGACCGCCGGCGGAGCCGACAAGCUCAAAGAGUUCUGGGACGAAGAAGGUUCAGAUCAGGAGUUGGACGAGGAAUAUUCGGUGAGAUACUGGGUUCUGGCCAUCAUCGGCAGGAUGAUGGGCACAUCACAAGAGUCGCGUGCGCAUUUGGUGAAGGAGGGCUUGGUGAGUUUGAUUCUGGAGGGCACGAAAUCCGACCAGACGGAGAUCCGCGAGUGCGCGGUCUGUGCCUUGAAGGGCUUGAUUCAACAUCCAGAGGGCCGUGAAGUGGUGACCUACAAGACGCUGAUCGAAUGCUUAGCGCGCUAAGUUCAGCCAGAUGUUUUGCUGGGAAAGUCACAGGUCUUAAUGGGAG
This is a messenger RNA of Cladocopium goreaui, 818 nucleotides long. The record is from the annotation of a GenBank genome assembly. Lineage: Eukaryota; Dinophyceae; Suessiales; Symbiodiniaceae.